GGAGGCGCCAACCGACCCGAACUCUCCCAGUCUCGCUCUCUCUUUCUCAGCUCUUUUUUUUAUUAUUUUCAUCCAAUCAUCCCAAACCAAACCCCAUUUCUUUCUCCAAAAUCAGCAUAAUACGAUUGACAAAAAAUCGAUUGCGCUGCUAUUUCCAACCAAAAAGGAUUAAAUUUUUGUCCCCAGAUUUGAAAAAUAAAAAAUGUCAUCUUUCAGGGUAUUAAAUUCUCUUCGGCGAUUCAGAAUUUUAGCUGGAAAAUCUCUUCUUUGACUUGUAAAUGCAAUUCUGUAGAUACUUUCCACCUUGGUUUUGUCAAAUUCUUGCGUAUAUGGGAGCAGAGGUUGCCUUGGAUGCUUCACAAAACCUUCAGUAACUAUUCCAAUGGAUGAGCCAUCUAAAGGACUAAGAACUCAAGGUCAAACAGUAAAUAAAGACAACAGAACAGAAGAUAUCUGGAGCAGCAGCACUUUUGAAAUGGAUAAUAGUGCUGCACAGUCCCAGAGAAGCAUCUCAUCGAUCGUAAUGUCAAAUAAUCCUUCUGAUCCUCAAAGUAGUACCGGGAGUGAAAUUGGUCCGGCUGAAUUUGUCAACCAUGGUCUUCUUCUCUGGCAUCAGAUAAGACAGCAAUGGGUUGGGAAUAAAAUCUCCGAGAGUCAGAAGGAAGUUCGAGAACCGAGAAUAAGUUCGAACGCCACCUACGACAACCUUCUCGGAAACAACAAACACUUUCCUCAACCAAUCCCUCUGAGAGAAAUGGUUGACUUUCUUGUUGAUAUUUGGGAGCAAGAGGGUCUAUAUGACUGACCAAGGAUCUUUUUUUUUAAAACAAGAGAAUUGUUGUGAAUGGUGUAACUGUUUGCAAGCUAUUGUUACUCCCUUUAUGAGGCUUCUAUUCUAAAUGAAUUAGAUUAAAUUAAUUUAUAAUGUCCAUUGAUUAAAUUCCUACUGCAAAUUAUCUGGUUUCUCUUUUCUUGUAAAUUUUUUCGAGCUUGAAAUGACGAUGAUAGCAUAGCAACGGUGCCAAGCAAAACCUGACUAGGUGAAUAUUUAGAAAGACAAAUCAUCGCCGAGUCAUUGUAUUUGUGUAUUCACUUGUCGUAUAUUUAGAAGACGACGU
Messenger RNA from Arachis ipaensis, 1118 nucleotides. RefSeq lists its product as uncharacterized. The record is from RefSeq and is a predicted model, not a curated record. NCBI's taxonomy places the organism in Eukaryota, Viridiplantae, Streptophyta, Magnoliopsida, Fabales, Fabaceae.